Gallus gallus (chicken) is the source of this 1857-nucleotide messenger RNA. RefSeq lists its product as uncharacterized. Gene Ontology annotation, cellular component: cytosol. The coding region runs from base 38 to 1327 and encodes 429 amino acids. The transcript has 8 exons. Gene Ontology annotation, molecular function: L-allo-threonine aldolase activity. NCBI's taxonomy places the organism in Eukaryota, Metazoa, Chordata, Aves, Galliformes, Phasianidae. The record is from RefSeq and is a predicted model, not a curated record. Gene Ontology annotation, biological process: glycine biosynthetic process; L-threonine catabolic process.
GCGGCGGGGCGGUCCCGCGGUCCCGGCGGUCCCGGCGAUGCUGGCGGCGCGGGGCGCGGGCACUGCGCUCCGCAGGGCGCUGUUGCUCGGAGCGGAGUCCCGCCGCGGCGGCGCGGCCAUGGCGGGGGACAGCGGGCCCGGGACCGGCGCGGGGUCGCUGCGGGGCGGAGCGGCGCUCGGGCGGCCGCAGCACGUGGUGGAUCUGCGCAGCGACACCGUCACACAGCCCGGCGCCGCUAUGCGGAGCGCCAUGGCCCGGGCCGCCGUGGGGGACGACGACUACGGCGAGGACCCCACGGUCAAUGAGCUGCAGCAGCUGGCUGCAAGAAUCUUGGGGAUGGAGGAUGCCCUUUUUGUACCCACAGCCACAAUGGCAAACCUCAUUGCAGUGAUGUGCCACUGCCAGCGCAGAGGGGCUCAGCUGAUGCUGGGUGCCCAGGCCCACCUGCACGUCUAUGAGCACGGCGGGGCUGCACAGGUCGCAGGAGUCCACUCACAGGCACUGCCGGACCUGCCUGACGGUACCUUGGACCUGGAGCAGCUGGAGCUGGCCAUCCGUGAGGCCCAUGGCAGCCGCUACCACCCCCGCCCUGAGCUCAUCUGCCUGGAGAACACGCACAGCUCAGCGGGCGGCCGGGCACUGCCCCUCACCUACCUGCAGCAGGUACGUCUGCUCGCUGAGCGCUACGGGCUGCGGGUGCACAUGGACGGAGCACGGCUGAUGAAUGCGGCGGUGGCACAGGACGUGGAGCCGGCGCGCAUCGCCCAGCACUGCGACUCCGUGUCCCUGUGCUUCUCCAAGGGCCUGGGAGCCCCGGCCGGGGCCGUGCUUGCCGGGCGCCGGGCAUUUGUGGCAGAGGCCUGGCGGGUGCGGAAGCUGCUGGGAGGAGGGAUGCGGCAGGCGGGCGUGCUGGCGGCUGCUGCCCGCAUCGGGUUGGAGCAGGCAGAGGAAACGCUGCGCAGAGACCACGACAAUGCCCGCCGCUUUGCUCAAGGCAUCAAGGAGCUGAACUCGCCUCUCUGCUCUGUCAGCCUGGCGGCUGUAGAGACGAACAUCGUGAUGGUGGAAGUGAAGGGGCUGUCCCCAGCAGAGCUCUGCACAUACCUGCAGGCAGCGAGCGAGGAGGAGCUGGCUGAGACGGGUCACACUGUCAGCGUCCUGCUGUUCCCCUGGUCGGAGCGCACUGUCCGUGCGGUCUGGCACUGUGAUGUCUCAGCCCACGACACCGAGCUCGCUCUGAACAAGCUGGGCUUUGUGGCCAGAAAGUACCAGGAGAAGUUGGCCCAUGGCCAGGGCCCCAGUCCUCGCAGCACAGGAGAGCACUGAGUGGAGACGGGAGCGUUGCCUCCUCCCAGCCCCGUGGGAGGGCCAUCCCUGCAGGGCUGCAGCAGGCAAGCAUGUGGGCUGGGGCAGCUGCUGGCAAAGGGGCUGGGACCUCCCACAGCAUGCUCCAGGCGUGUUCCCAACCAGCUGCAGCACCAUCUCCACCCCUGCAAGCCAGCAUGCAAGCCCAACCCUAGGGAGACCGCAGUUCACAGCUUCCCAAAGGAACACCACACCUCCUGGGGCAAGUUCCUUCCCAGACGUGCCCACAGCUCACACCACCAGCCUGGCCAUGCCAAGACUGCUUCCCAGGCGCCAUCCCAAGCACUCCAGUCCUCAGCCCACAGCAGCUGGGGCUGGCACGGCCCACUCCACAAAGCCAAAGCAGGACAAGCAGCGUCCAGGGCCUCUGGCUCAUGCUGCACAGGGAACAGCAGGGCAGGAAGAGUUCUCUGCAGCCUUCUGUGCUCAGCACAGUUCUUACUGGUCUAGUGAGGCAAUUAGGGUCUAAAUAAACAUUUUUUGGCAAUGCA